ACGGUUUUAUUUUUAAAUAUUUCUAUAGAAAAAGUGACCAUGAUAUUAUGGACAAUAGCUCGAUGGCCGCUUCAACGAUGACAAGUGAUGACAUUAAAUCCAGUUCGCCCAUUAAAUCGGGUAGCCAACGCCGACCAAAGAGCAAAAAGAAUGCUUCUACGUGCACCAAUACUAAUGAAGUGGGUACGCUUACUAACGCUACUGGAGAUAGCUCCAUGCUUUCAGUGAUGGAAAUCGAAAGUAAUUCAAAAAAAUCGCCGACUACCUGCUCUUCUCCCAAGACACAUUGUUCAUCUUCUGAGAAACAGGAUGUGCAUAUAAUCAACGAACGCAAUGGUCUAAAUUACCAGAAGAAUAACGCUGCUAUGCAGGAUGAAGAUGAAGAUAGUGAGAGCGAAAAGCUGUCACCAUUACUAUCGUCAGGGACACAAAGCAAGAAUAGUUCGAAUAAGUCAGUGAAGCUGGUUUUAGAUAGUAUCGACACUAGUGAUAACGAGGAUAUGGUAACAAACGACCUUGUUAAUGAUACCGUAGUCAGCGUUAAUAUUGAUGGUGAUGAUAUUUCGACGAAGCACAAUGUACAUGGGUUGGAUCGUACUGAUGCUAAUGGGCCACUGAAAGAUCCAGGUAUAUUGGCAACCAACUUGAGUGCUGAGGAUUCUGAUUAUUAUACACCUGAUGACAUCCAAAGCAAUAUACUUAGUCCGUUGUAUUCUUCAGAGCGAGUAAAGAGCGGUGAUUCUUUGUGUUGUAGCUGCGCUGCUUUGAGUCAUGGUAAUUGCGAUAUGAAUGUACUUAAUGCUGCUGGGAUAGAUUUUAAUGCAAUGGUGAAAAGAAAUCAAAAUCUAAAAAAAAAAUCAACGUCCGCGGGUAAUAUUGUUGGCCCUAAAUCUGUAGCUCCUGCUAGUACUGGGGUUGAUUUAAAGAGCAAUAAUGUAAGCUCACUUCCUGAUAUGUUGGACAGCCCGGCAAGCGGCAAUUCAGCGUCUACGCGUAGCUCUAGUGACAGCUACUCAUCGAGCUCAUCUACCAAGCAGUUGCUUAGCUCUAAUACAACCACAGCAGCUGCUAAUAUUAUUGUCGAUGAUAAAAGUUCGCUGCAGAAUGCAGUUAAUGUUUAAAUAAAUAUAAUAUA
Drosophila navojoa is the source of this 1135-nucleotide messenger RNA. It is a transcript of the gene Mrgn1, whose product is annotated as Mahogunin ring finger 1. Lineage: Eukaryota; Metazoa; Arthropoda; Insecta; Diptera; Drosophilidae. Gene Ontology annotation, molecular function: ubiquitin protein ligase activity. Gene Ontology annotation, biological process: protein ubiquitination. The record is from RefSeq and is a predicted model, not a curated record. Gene Ontology annotation, cellular component: cytoplasm.